AUGGUUCAAGACAACAUAUUUGCUCUUCUGACUAGGGGAGGUUCUCUCCACAAGUGCCGCGCUUCCCUUGAUUCUCCCUUGAUGCAAAAACGGCAGGGGCGGCUACAGCAGCAGCAUCAGGAUGGAUCAGGCCAAGCACACGAUGGGAAAACGAAGGAACGAGCAACCUCUGACAGUCCAUGUUCAGCGGAGAGCGUCAGGGCUCGGAACUCUAUUUCUGUAAAGGGCGUCGUAGCUGUGCCUCGUCCGUUUCUUUCUUUCAGUGACCAGAUGGCCCCAGAGACGGAAACGGGAGAGGUUAAAGAAAUCAUCUCAGAUGGAGAGCGAAACUCACAAGAGGGCCCUAGCAGGCUUCCCGUUUGGCUCGUCUCCCGCCUGCAGGCGCUUGGCUACAAACACCCCACACCCAUCCAGAUGCAAGCACUACCGCUGCUGCUGCAAGGACACCACAUGCUGGCCUCGGCCCCGACUGGCAGCGGCAAAACUCUAGCUUUCUUGCUCCCUCUCAUUGCAUGUUUAAAGGCUCCCAGUAACGCCUUCGGCCGGUUGGUUGUCCUCUCUCCAACUCGGGAAUUGGCAAGGCAGAGCCUCAGGACCUUCGAUAAACUUACAGGCAUGUGUGAAGGCACAGGCUUUAAAGCCGCGUUUCCCCAGUCCCAUCCUGGGGCCCGAUACGGCGCCGCGGAUGCUGUCUUUGCGACGCCAUUGUCGUUGCUGACACUGCUAAGGGAGAAGAGGCUCUCAUUGACGGACUGCAACCAUCUAGUGCUCGACGAGGCAGACCGCCUUCUUGACUCAGAUUUUUCCCCCCAAGUCGAUGCAGUCCUUUCUGAGUUGAAGAGCGCAGCAUCCGCUUCGAGGCGACUGCACAUUUGCCUCUUUUCCGCCACACUGCCUCCCUCUGUAGUGCUCUUGGCCGAGUCUAUCGCUUACGGCGCGGUGCACUUGACUGUCGGACGAGCCAGCGCCGCGGCCCCUCAAAUCGAACAGGAGCUUCUCUUCUGCUCAACGGAGGCGGGAAAGCUGUGGGCCCUCAAGACACUUCGCCUGGAGAGACGGCUAAUACCCCCGUGUUUGAUUUUCACGCAAGAGCGGGCGAGUGAAUUGUUGCGGGAAAUGAUUUCUGAGGGCAUGCCAGUCGACUUGUUGCAUGCAGCAAAAAGCAAACAGGAAAGGGAUGCGACCGUAGACGCUUUCCGGAUUGGAAAGAUUUGGUUCCUGAUAUGUACUGACCUCGUGGCACGCGGCAUCGAUUUUAAAGGUGUAGCCCUUGUAAUUAACUUUGACCUACCCCCGUCCACGUCGGUGUACAUACAUCGUAUUGGCAGAACAGGCAGAGCUGGCAAGGAAGGGAAGGCACUGACUUUCUUCACUUUAGACGACGUUCCCAGGCUAAGGCCCAUAGUACAGAUAAUGCAGAAGAGCCCCAACAGCAAAAUGCCCGCAUUUUUGAGCUCUAGGCUGACUCGGAACCUGAAGCUAAAGGGCCAAAACAAGUACAGAGGUAAUGUGCCGCCUCACGGCAAGGCCGGGUCUCGCCGUCCUCGGAAGCCCAUACGGCCGAUUGCAAAAGCAGUUGCCAUGAAGGCUAAAAGACGCGCCUGGGCUAUCGCCGCCUCCCUCGCAAAAAAGAAGCGAGAGAAAGAAAGCGAAGCAGCCAGUAUUCCAUCGCCCGGGGGUGCAGAAACAACGGCGGCAAGCCGCGCUGACAGGGCCAUGGGCCCUAAGGUUGAAAAGGAGAAAAAGAGAAGACAGAAUGAGCAGGGACUCAAGACCAACGAUACAGCCAACACAGCAGCCAGAGCUACGCGUACAUCUGCUGCGCAUGAACACCCUGCAAGAUGCCUUGUGAAGCGGAAGCAUAGUCAGCGAUCAGCACCUUAG
Molecule: messenger RNA, 1884 nt
Organism: Eimeria acervulina
Lineage: Eukaryota; Apicomplexa; Conoidasida; Eucoccidiorida; Eimeriidae
Product: ATP-dependent RNA helicase, putative
Exons: 11
Coding region: 1-1884 (627 amino acids)
Molecular function (GO): ATP binding; nucleic acid binding
Source: RefSeq, a predicted model, not a curated record